GAGAGAGAGAGAGAGAGGAGAGAGAGAGAGAGAGAAGUAGAGAGAGGGAGAAAGAGAGCGAAUGGUCUUUUCUUCGGUGAGGAACUUCGCAGGACCCUUCAAGGACAUUUUCGGGACGUCCCAGGGAUACCUUUAGGACCUCCCGGCAGCAUCCCUGAUCCGGUGGGAUGCUAUAUUGAAGCGAGCGGUGGCAACCUUCUAUGGACCAUUCGCAAGAUAAAAAAAUCGAGAACAUAGGCAGAAUGACGGCGAUGACGCAGGAGGAGAUUGUGGCUGGAGCACGGACGGUUGCGCAGGGUCUGGAAGCUCUUAGAGUUGAGCAUGGCGGUUUGCUUCAAGGCCUGCAAUCGCAAGACGCACCAGCCGCUCGGGACAAGGCUAGUCUGUUAUCUAAAAUUAUCGAGAUGAUUGACCUGGGCCUAGGCGAAGCGCAGGUGAUGCAGGCCUUGGCAAGUCACCUGCAGAUGGUAGAGGCGGAAAAGCAGAAACUGAGGACACAGGUGAAGAGGCUGUGCCAGGAGAAUGCCUGGCUCAGAGAUGAGCUAGCUGGCACUCAACAGAAGUUGCAAGCGAGUGAGCAAGCUGUUGCUCAAUUGGAAGAAGAAAAGAGGCAUUUAGAUUUUAUGGCCAGUAUGCGACAGUACGAUCCAGACCCAUCAACAGAGGAUGAAAAUGCUAAGGAUCGACCAAAGGAUGAUCCUGUGGUGGAUCUUUUUCCUGAUGAUGAUGCAGACGAUCGCAAUAGCAAAUCUAUAUCUCCGACUCCACCAUCACAAUUUGCUCAGCAAGUAAAUGCUGGUUAUGAGAUACCGGCACGUUUGCGCACACUGCACAAUCUGGUGAUUCAGUAUGCGAGUCAGGGACGUUAUGAAGUGGCAGUUCCUCUGUGCAAACAAGCUUUGGAAGAUCUGGAAAAAACUUCCGGUCAUGAUCAUCCCGAUGUGGCAACCAUGUUGAACAUCCUCGCGCUUGUAUAUCGAGAUCAGAACAAAUACAAAGAAGCUGCAAAUCUUCUAAAUGAUGCUCUAACGAUUCGAGAGAGAACACUGGGUGAAAAUCAUCCCGCGGUAGCGGCGACGCUGAACAAUCUUGCAGUGCUAUAUGGAAAACGAGGGAAAUAUAAGGAAGCUGAACCUUUAUGUAAAAGAGCAUUGGAGAUUCGAGAAAAAGUGCUGGGUCGUGAUCAUCCGGACGUGGCAAAGCAAUUGAACAAUCUGGCACUGCUGUGCCAGAAUCAAGGCAAAUAUGAAGAAGUUGAGCGCUAUUAUCAACGAGCACUUGAGAUCUAUGAGGCCAAACUUGGCCCGGAUGAUCCAAAUGUCGCUAAAACAAAGAACAAUCUAGCAUCAUGUUAUUUGAAGCAAGGAAAGUACAAGGAUGCCGAAGUGCUGUACAAACAGGUGCUCACCAGAGCGCACGAGAGAGAAUUUGGCACUAUCGAUAGCGACAACAAGCCAAUUUGGCAGGUAGCAGAAGAGAGGGAGGAAAAUAAACACAGGAACAAGGAGAACACACCAUAUGGGGAAUAUGGUGGUUGGCACAAAGCUGCAAAGGUGGAUUCUCCUACUGUUACUACUACCUUGAAAAACCUCGGUGCCCUUUAUCGAAGACAGGGUAAAUACGAAGCUGCGGAAACUCUCGAAGAUUGCGCUAUGAGAUCUCGAAGAGAGCACGUGCAACAAGCGUUGGAGUUAGUGAACAAAGCGCGAGUGGCACAAUUGCUGGGCGACGAAAAGAGCUCUACCAGACGUGGCUCGCGAUCCAGUCUGGCCAACAGCGAACACGAGCAAAGUCAUGAUGAGGCGAACAGCUCGCUGCCACUGGUGCAAAGGGCGCUACAUGAAGGACAGUCAGCGGCAGGCAGCGGCCAGCACCACGACGCUAGUCCUAACAAACCCGGGUUUAAAAACAAGAUCUUCCAAGCUUUUGGCAUUCACUCGUCAUCCACAUAGGCCGGGUGGAUCCUAUUUUCCGUUUCUCGUUAUCUUCUAUUCCGCCUUAUCAUAUCAUCAUAUCUGUUCUCUUCAGCUUCGUGUCCUCUAUUUUUUCUAACAGUUUUUAUUUUCUCUUUCUCUCUUCAAUGCUUUCUUAUAACAUUCUUAUCUCACUUUAAAUGCAGAAUAUAUAAAAUGUACUGCAGCUAAAGAGAACAGAUCUAUUUUAUCGUGGUUUCAUUUCGUCAUUCGUCGACGAUCUUUUUAAGUAUGACGUCACUAAAUAGAUAGAUGUGCUUCUAUAGUGAAUAAGAAAGAUAGAUUUCCUUGUCAGAAUAAGAAUUUUAAAAUAUACUCUUUAAUCUCUUUAUCUUUCAAAUUUAACUUAUAUGAAAAAUUAACAUUAAUCAGAUAAUUCCUGGAUAUUUUUUUAUUAAAAUAACUAUUGAAAUAUUAAUAGUAAUCCAAUUAAUCAAAUUUAAAAUAAAAUAUUAAAAUUACGAAUAUUAAAAUAUUAACAAGAUUUAUUUUAUCUUUUGUAAAGUCACAAAUUACACAAUUAUUUGUAAAUAAUUUAUUCAGUUAUGAUUACGAUAUGAUUUGUAAUGAUUUUUUAUAUGAAUCGAGAGAAUAUACUUAGAAAAGAUUGAAAUCAGAUACAAGAAGUAUCAAUUCGUGAAGUUCGACAAAAACCUGUGCCAUGUGAUCCAUAUAUAGGCACAAUGCAUAUAUCCCGAAUGAACUCCGAAUAGAACACAUCUAACUAUAUUAUGUGAUAAAAUGUGACGUCUAGUAUAAAUGGGUACUUCCAAAAGAAUCAUCCAAUAUAAUAUUAUUCUGCGGAGUUCUCCUCACUAUAAUGAUACUUUAACUUAAGAAUUUUAUUCGUUCAAAAUAUUUUAUGUUAAAAACUAUAUUCAACGUACAUUUUAUUGCACAAUCCGUAAAGCUACUUGCCGUCGUUUCCAAAGAUAGUAAAAAAACUUUAAUAAUUUUUUUUUAAAGACGACAAGAUGGCGGUAUUUAAUAUGGCAUUUCUCUUUAUACCUUAAUAGAUACAAAUUGAAAACUUUCUCACAUGUUUUAGUAUCAUACUUACUUGCAGGGUGUAAUCAUCGUUUCAAUUGGAACACCUUGGCUAAAUUGCAUUUAUGAGACUAACUUUCCAGAUAAAUAAAAGUCUGCUUACAUACCAUAAA
This is a messenger RNA of Pogonomyrmex barbatus (red harvester ant), 3133 nucleotides long. RefSeq names its product kinesin light chain (gene Klc). Lineage: Eukaryota; Metazoa; Arthropoda; Insecta; Hymenoptera; Formicidae. Gene Ontology annotation, cellular component: kinesin complex; cytoplasm. Gene Ontology annotation, biological process: microtubule-based movement. Gene Ontology annotation, molecular function: kinesin binding. The record is from RefSeq and is a predicted model, not a curated record.